Messenger RNA from Durio zibethinus, 1908 nucleotides. Lineage: Eukaryota; Viridiplantae; Streptophyta; Magnoliopsida; Malvales; Malvaceae. The record is from RefSeq and is a predicted model, not a curated record.
CUUUAACCAUCUGCCACUGUUUAAUUUUGCCAAGUUGGCCUAUAUAUAUAUAAGAGAACAGUGUUAUUCCUUUCAAAUCUCUCUCUUCUUACUAAGCAGACACCAAGCGAAACAUCCUCUGAAAAGGAAAGAACAAAAAAGAAAAGGGAAUGCUAAUCAGCUUCUUCUUAUUCUUCUUUUCCCUCUAAACUCUAAUCCAAAAUCCCAAUAUUUACAGAGGAAGAGAGACAGGGAGAAAACUGAAGAGGAAAGAUGGGUGGGGUGACGUCAUCUAUGGCUGCAAAGUUUGCGUUUUUCCCUCCCAACCCACCUUCAUACAAGCUAAUUAAGGAUGGAGAAACUGGGAUUUUGCUUUUGCACCCUUUUCUUCACCAUGAAAACGUCGACGUUUUGCGUCUCCCCACUCGCCGUGGCACCGAAAUCGUUGCUGUGUACGUGAGGUACCCUAUGGCCACCUCAACUUUGCUGUAUUCGCAUGGGAACGCGGCUGAUGUUGGCCAAAUGUAUAAGUUUUUCAUCGAACUCAGCUUCCACUUAAGAGUCAAUCUCAUGGGGUAUGACUACUCUGGCUAUGGACAGUCAUCAGGAAAGCCCAGUGAGCAGAAUACAUAUGCUGAUAUUGAAGCUGCAUACAAGUGUCUUGAAGAGAACUAUGGUGCCAGGCAAGAAAAUAUCAUCUUAUAUGGUCAGUCUGUGGGAAGCGGUCCAACUGUGGAUCUUGCUGCUCGUUUACCUCGACUAAGAGCUGUUGUUCUGCAUAGUCCUAUUCUAUCAGGGUUAAGAGUCAUGUAUCCUAUGAAGCGCAGUUACUGGUUUGACAUCUACAAGGGAACUAAUGAUGAUGUUGUUGACUGCUCUCAUGGGAAGCGACUUUGGGAACUGUGCCAAGAAAAAUAUGAACCAUUAUGGAUCAAAGGAGGAAAUCACUGUGAUUUGGAACUCCACCCAGAGUAUAUUAGGCAUCUCAAGAAAUUUAUAUCAACAUUUGAGAAGUCGUCUUUUCAAAGAAAUGGUUCUCAGAGAAGUACAGAUGGUAUCGAACAUUCUAGGCAAAGUACUGAAUAUUUUGAGGCUCCAAGAAGGAGUACAGACUGCUGGGACAAACCAAGGAAAAGCAUUGAUAGCAGGGAAAAGCCAAGGAAAAGCACUGAUAGAAGAGACAAGCCACGGAAGAGCACUGAUAGGCCAGAAAAACCGAAAUUUCAUGAGUAUGAUAAACUUAAUAACAUCGACGAGCUAGAAAAGCUUAGAAUAUCCUUAGACCAAAUGGAAAGGAUGGAAAGGUCCCGCCAAAGUGUGGAAUACCUUGAUAAAUCUAGGAGAAGCAUUGACCACCGGCAAGAAAAAGCAAGGAAGAGUGUCGAUUGGUUAGAUAGAAUCCGAAGAGUAUAGAAGUUCGUAAAAUUGGUUCACUGAGUUUGCUCAAGUGGGAGUGAAUAGAGGAAGUAGAAACCGGGGAAAAUGGGGGAAUUGUUUUGGACUAAUAACAUAUUGUUUCAGAAUUUGUAUUUUGGUCUUCAAAGCUGCACGAUAACGGUGUCAUGAAUUUUAGAGUUUGGUAUAUUUGAGUCCUCAAAGCUGCACAAUAAGGGUGUCAUGGAUUGCAAGGCUUGGUAUAAUUUUGAGAUUUGUUCUCUUUGAUUUUCAAUGAAAGAAUCUAACCUGUCUGUUUUUGUUGUGAAAAAUUUGAAAGCUUGUAAUGAACAACUAUUAUUUCACUAUAUCACUCUAAUGUUCAGAUUUUCUGUUGUAUAUUGUGUUAUAAAGUCAUGGAUAUCUCAUAUGUUAGCUUGUUCAUGCCUUCAUGGCAUUGCCAAAGCAGAAGAGAGAUGGUUCUAUGUGUCUGAAUUGGAGCAAUUUAUAACUUGUUUCUUAAGAAAUCAAUCAGUUGCAGGAAUCAUUGUCGGA